Plasmodium fragile is the source of this 2634-nucleotide messenger RNA. RefSeq lists its product as uncharacterized. Gene Ontology annotation, molecular function: mannosyltransferase activity. The transcript is spliced from 2 exons. Gene Ontology annotation, cellular component: nuclear inner membrane. The coding region runs from base 1 to 2634 and encodes 877 amino acids. NCBI's taxonomy places the organism in Eukaryota, Apicomplexa, Aconoidasida, Haemosporida, Plasmodiidae. The record is from RefSeq and is a predicted model, not a curated record.
AUGCCAUCACCGCUUUUACAUCGAACCCCCCCCCAUACACACACCUACGCGCAGAAGAGACGUACCGCCUACCUCGUCUGCCUCUUCCUGUCGUCGUUCCUUUUUUUCAUCACGUGGCAAUUUUCCGUUUUCGUGACGCUGACCCAUGUGGUGGCUCUGUUCGGACUAGACCUACUAGGAUUUGAUAUUCAGAAGGAGUUACACAGCAUCCUUGUCACAUUAUCCUGCUCCUACACAUGUUCCCUCCUGGUGACCUUCUUCCCUCGUUAUUUGAUGUGCACCUACCUGCCAUUCGUAUUGGCUUCGCUCAUUAUCACGAAUGCGAUUUACCCACGGCGAGGUGGCAAUGCCCAUGAUGGAAGACGUGAACCCGUUUCUAACCUAAAGGAUGUUGCCCCGUGUCAGAUCGACCCCUCUUGCACAUCUCCCCUGCAGUUCUUCCCCCACUUACGAACCAAAGUAGGGUUCAUUCUACAGAAGGGGUUCACAUCUAUAAUGAUUUUCCUGCUUCUUCGACUCACCAUGGUUGGAAUGGAGAAGGAUGACUCACAUGUUAUGUCUCUUUUAAAAGUGCGUCUGCAUCUAAGUAGCCACAACUUCGAUAGCAUGAUCUAUAGUUUGGGUUCAGAAUUCAAUCCUUUUACUAAAUAUAUGUUUAACAUGAUAAAGGAGACUUCGCUGUACGAUUACUUCAUAUUUUUUAAUUUGAUUCUGCUACUCUACGUGGUGAACUAUGUUAUACAUAUUUGGCGAGCUAGACGAGGGAGGAAUGCCAAAGGGGGGCGAAGCGAUAAAAGGGAGAAAAAAGAUGAACAAGGAGGGAGCGAUAAAUUGGCUAGCUACGACAAAGGGGUAGAUGUCCGUUUCGAAAUUUUCCAUGCACAGUUUCUUUACCUCAUCAUCCAAUUCAUAUUUUUCGCCUUCCUCAUGUUGAUAAUUUCUCGCUUGCGUGUCCUGGCCCUACCCCUCAUGUGUUUGCUUAGUAGUCUAGUGGGGUCUCCACACUUGCUUGGGGACAUCUACAGAGUCACAAGGGAAAAUUUGUUCCACCUCGGGGCCAGCAAGAAGAACCUAUCCCGUCUGGUCAUCCAGGCGAUCUGCCUCCUCGAGUGCGCGUACCCAUUUGCAAAAUACUUCCCGACCUACGAAUACGUCAACCUCGCGGGCAACGCGCCAGUCAACUUAGAAAAAAACAUGGACCUGGUGUUGUGGCUUCGCCAGAAUCUGAAAGAAGGUGAACCCAUUAUCACGGACAUACCUACAUCUAGCUUCCUCAGAUCGACAACCAAUUUUAAAAUGGUUCUGAACCCACAAUAUGAACAUGUAGAUAUGCGAAGGAGAGUACAGGAUUACUACAUGUUCUCUUCAUGUCUUCCUUUCAGUGAUGCGAAAAGGUAUUACUACGACAAAUACAAGGUCCGUUAUUUCGUGUCAAAUAUAUACAGAUGUGCUUCUACAUCUAACCAAAAGCUGAAUGCCUUUAGCAUUGCUGAAUUCGUGGGUUCAGACUAUGCAAGAUGUACAAACAAAAAAAGUAUGAAAUUCUGCCAACGCGUAUUGUACGAUGAUAGAAUCUAUAAGACUCUUUUUCGAAACGGAAAAUUCAGUGUCAUUUAUUUUGAACCCAUAGAUGUAAUGGAUGAUGAUUCUCCUUAUGAGCAGUUCGAUGAGGGCAAGUACGCUGAUAUUAAAUUCUACACUCCAUGGAUCUCCAGAUGCAUCAAAACGGAUUCUAAAUGCCAAAAGCACAUUGUGGACGUGGCUAGAUCCUACCUCGAUAUUAUGAGAUGCAGCAAAAUUGGGUUCACACUUUAUAAGUUCGUGGAGCGGACCUUCCUUGAGGGGAGGGAAAAUGCCGUUUCAUUCAAGCAGGGUGAUCUUCUCUCCGUGGGUACCCACCCCUCUGAUGAACCACCACUACUACACCCCCCCUCCCAGGGGCACAGCCUAGACAUGCUUUUUCACCUGGCCGAGUUUUACGACUAUGAUGUGCGCGAUGUGAAGAAGGCGGGCGAGCUGUACAGGAGAGCCAUUCAGCUGAUCACGUUUCAGAAUGGGCUCGACGGAGCCUACUACCCCCACGCGGUCGUCCCCAGCUUGGUCCCCUUUGUACCUAUCGCGAAACGCAUUCAGAUGAUCACAUCAUACAUUUAUUUCCUCCUAGACAAGGAUUCUUCUUCCUCUUCUGGGCGGGCCGACAUUCUGCAUCUAUACCAGAACAUGGACCUCCUUGUGGUUGUGGCGGGUUCUGCGCUGGACAACGGGUUCUACUACGAAGGGGGUGCGACUCGAAUGAAGGAGUCGCCCAGCAGGGGGGAAUCACCCAACGCAACCAACGCACUGAACCGUAGCGCUGCCCCCCAAAUGAAUCACCCACAAGACGGACAAACGAUAAGAAGAACAUUCAACGAAGGGGAUCUGGACUCAGCCGUAACUGUGCUCUGCGAAAAUGCAACCUACCUCUACAAAAUUAGAAGACAAAACCCAAAGUACAAUCCUAUUUAUAAAAAAAUGUGGAGCUUGGCUAAGCGCGUCUCCCACAUGAAUGAGUGUGUUUUGAGGAAUUAUUAUUUUUUUGAGGGCAGGCAGAUUGGGGUCCUCGAUUACCUGGCCUUCUUCUACCUCUACCGCUGA